Messenger RNA from Bursaphelenchus xylophilus (pine wood nematode), 2314 nucleotides. Lineage: Eukaryota; Metazoa; Nematoda; Chromadorea; Rhabditida; Aphelenchoididae. The record is from the annotation of a GenBank genome assembly.
AUGGAAGUCGACGAAGACGAAGUACAACGUCAAAAACGGAAAUAUGAGGUAUGUUUGAACAUUAUUAUCUUUGUCAUAUCUAUUGGAAUAUAUUUUCAAUGGUCUCUUUCAGGAAAGACGGCGACAGCUGGAACGAGAAGAGCGAAAAGCGCAGUUUGAAGGCUUAUUGUCUAGCGAAGAUGAAGAUAACACUGAUAUUUAUGUAACAGCUAGACAAAGAAAAAAGGAGAUGGCAAGUUUUACAUUUUUAUUAAUAUUCGAAAAUUUAGGCCAAACGCAGAUUAUUGCUUCAAAAUGCUUUGAGGAACAAACAAGAAGUUGUAGAAGAAGUUGACGAUAUUGUUGAGGAAAAGAAAAGGCGGAUAGAAAAAGAAAAGGAGGAAGAGGAGAAGAAGAAAACAUUGUUGGAAAAGCACAAUGAAAGGUUACAAAAGGAACAAGGUAAGUAGUGAUUGCAUUUUAUCUCUAAUGGUUUUACAAAAAGUACUUAACAUCUUCUUGCAGAUGAAGAAGUAGAUGAAACCGAAAAGAAGAAGCGAGAAGAAUCAGAAUUACUCGAAAAUGUCUCCAAAUCAGGUGCUUUAGUUACUGUCGGAGAGAUGGCUAAAGGUGUAAAGUAUGAAGAAGCGAUAAAAACAGCAUGGAGGCCUCCCCAUCACAUACGAAAACAGUCAAAGGAAGAUAUCGAGAACUUCCGGAAGCAAAGAGGAAUCAAAGUUGAAGGGGAAUCAGUUCCUCCGGCUAUUGGAACAUUCUCCGAGAUGAAGAUCCCACAAUGUAUUCUCAAAGCACUGCGGAAGAAAGGGAUUAUUCAACCCACCGUUAUUCAAAUGCAAGGGAUUCCAGUAGCCCUGACCGGGAGGGAUAUGAUCGGUAUUGCAUCUACGGGAUCCGGAAAGACGUUGACAUUCGUGUUGCCUUUGGUCAUGUUUUGCGCAGAACAAGAGUUGAAGUUGAAGUUUGAAAAGGGAGAAGGACCGUAUGGAUUGAUUAUUGUUCCUUCGAGAGAAUUGGCCAAGCAGAUUUUUGAUGUUGUUAAAUGGAUUUUAGAGGCGCUGCAAGGACAAGAUCACCGGAUAAAUUGUAGAGCUGGACUUGCUAUUGGCGGAGAAGCUUUCAAAGAUCAAGCGAGGACAUUUAGAAAGUAGGUGAUGAAUGUUUAGUGUCAGUUUGCCGUUUAGAUUUGCAGCCUUUACUUAUGACGUUUUUUAGUGGUGUCCACAUUUGUGUAGCGACUCCCGGACGUCUCAGUGAUCUCCUUAACCACAAAGUCUUUAAUCUCCAAGUCUGUAGAUACUUGUGUUUGGAUGAAGCUGAUCGGAUGUUGGACAUGGGAUUUGAAGAAGAAUUAAAAGGAAUAUUCUCAUAUUUUAGAGUACGUUUAACUGGUUCCUUUAGAGUACUCUGUUUUUAGGGUCAACGUCAAACUCUGCUGUUCUCAGCUACCAUGCCAAAGAAGAUUCAGAACUUUGCAAAGUCGGCGUUGGUUAAGUCAGUAGUUGUUAAUGUUGGAAGAGCCGGAGCUGCUUCAUUGAAUGUAACACAAGAGAUUGAAUACUGUCGAACAGAGGACAAAUUGACGAAGAUUCUGAAUUGCCUACAGAAAACACCACCGAAAGUUUUAAUAUUCGCGGAGAAGAAGAUGGACGUGGAUAAUAUUUAUGAGUACUUGUUGUUGAAGGGAGUGGCUGCAGCCUCAUUACAUGGAGGAAAAGGUACGGGGAACAGAUGUUUUCUAUAGACUGUCAGAAUUGAGCGUCAGAAUAUUCAGGAGUGAGAUAUAACUCAGCAUUGUUUUAGAUCAAAAGGAUCGUCAUUUGGGAGUCGAAGAGUUCCGUGAGGGAAGAAAAGAUGUUUUAGUUGCCACUGACGUUGCGUCGAAAGGUUUGGAUUUUGAAAACAUUCAACAUGUCAUCAAUUAUGACAUGCCUGAAGAUAUUGAAAACUAUGGUAAGUGCUCUAAUAGUAUUUUUUGAUUAUCUCUUUAGUCCACAGAAUUGGAAGAACUGGAAGAUCAGGAAAAAGAGGACUAGCAACCACGUUUAUCAACAGAAAAGCCGAUCUCUCUGUCCUGGCUGAUCUCAAACAUCUUCUUCUUGAAGCCGGUCAGAAGUUGCCCAUCUUCCUCAAAGAAAUCGCUGGGGAUCAGCAUGAAGUUGACGAUAAUUAUGAUGAAUCCAGUGAAGACAAGGGCUGCUCUUAUUGCUCUGGACUUGGUCAUCGUAUCACAAAUUGUCCAAAAUUGGAAUCAGUCAGAUCAAAAGCGGCCAACACAUUACUUCGGCCGGAUAUGUCAGCUCAAGAGGGAUUAUAA